This is a messenger RNA of Hypoxylon fragiforme, 1495 nucleotides long. RefSeq names its product histone H3-like centromeric protein cse-4. The transcript has 3 exons. Gene Ontology annotation, molecular function: protein heterodimerization activity; structural constituent of chromatin; DNA binding. NCBI's taxonomy places the organism in Eukaryota, Fungi, Ascomycota, Sordariomycetes, Xylariales, Hypoxylaceae. Gene Ontology annotation, cellular component: nucleosome. The record is from RefSeq and is a predicted model, not a curated record. Bases 499 to 975 code for a protein of 158 amino acids.
CCACAACAGGGGUUUUAAUUGAAAUGGCUGGGUAGCGCGUCGCGGGGACGUGUUACUUCGUUUUUUUCGCGUUUCUAUAGUGAAUUUGGCAGGGUGAAGGGAUAUUGGCCAAUUAUAAUUCCCAGCCACAUGGUUUUUUGCAUGUUCCAACGUUGCACGAUCCCCGUUUCCCAUUUUCCUACUUUUCCCAUACAAUAUUUUAUUUUCGCAUUCACCGGGUUCGGAUUCUUUCUUCUUGUUCUUUCUUUAAUUCAUAGGAAUGGACCACUGCUUACAGUGUCUUUUUCUUUCACGACCCAGCUUUGAAUGACGCUACCCAUUGUUCGACACACAAUCACAAUCACUUCUUCUAUCUACAUACUGCUAUUUCCCUAUAACCCUAAGCUGCAUACUGAGCUGAAGUACACACUGUCGCAUAACUUUCGCAUUGAGACGACUUGAAACAUCGCUUCGGCUUUUGCACAUUCUAUUAAACCUGCCUGUCGCAAUCCCAUAAAAAUGACUGGUCGAGGCGGCGGAGGCGGGCGCGGCCGUGGAGCAGGACGAGGCCGAGGAGGUCGAGGGGGUGGUAGAGGUGGUGCUGCUACUGGCGCAGGAGGAGGAGCAGGAGGCGCCGGGAAUGUACAGCCUGGCGACCCUAUUCCCUACCCUCCUCCUCGAAGAAGACGGUAUAGACCCGGAACUCUCGCAUUGAAAGAGAUCCGACGAUUGCAGAACAGUACCGACCUACUUUUACGAAAGCUGCCAUUUGCUCGAGUCGUUCGCGAAAUCGCCUUAACAAUGCGCCCGGCAGACGAAGGAAUGCGAUGGCAGUCGCAAGCCAUACUAGCACUCCAAGAAGCUUCUGAAGCUUUCCUCGUUCAUCUUUUCGAGGAUUCGAACCUAUGCGCCAUCCACGCGAAACGAGUUACCAUCAUGCAGAAGGACAUCCAACUCGCCCGACGGAUACGCGGCGUAUGGGGUGGUCUUGGAUAAGCAAGAUCACACUAUCCACUAUUACCAUUCUUCGCCCUUUUUCUACGCUUAGUAUUAUAGUUGAGGAGCAUUGUGGAAACAUUUCCUCGAGCUUAUACAAAGCUACACUUGCCUAUGUGGAGUGUAAGGGGGAACCUGUACAAAAGAGAGAGAACCGGUGACGAGGAGAGGCAUGAGAUACCAAGGCAUUUCACAGGGUCGGUAGGAAGGCAAGGGCGAGCCGGGCGUUCAGGAGUCUCAAAGGAAGACCUAUCCCAAGAAAAGAAGGUCAAAGUUAUGUGCUCGGUUUUUGACGCCGAUGAAUUAAUUGCAUGCAAUUGCGAUGCAUUCUUGCAUUAUUGAUAUAAAAUAUAAUCCUCAAUUUGCAACAUCAAGGCUUGUCUCGGAGACUAGGUGACCUGGGAGAUUUAUACUGACACUUGAGAGUAAACUGACACUUGAGGGUAAAAGGAGGAGGAAGAAAGAAGAAGAAAAGAAUGGUACUACUAAUAACUAUGCACAGCACUAUGUAAGUAAGCUU